CCCCUACGCCUCGACCUCGUCCGCCCUCGUCGCCUCGGACCCCACUCUCGCCCGAGCCACCUCGCCAGCUCGCCUCGCGUCAACACGGCACAGCCAUGGCUCCCUUGCCUGCGUUGAUCAUCGUCAUGGGCACCUCGGGCUGCGGCAAGUCGACGGUCGGCCUCGCCAUCGCAAAACAGCUCGGCAUCCCCUUUGUUGACGGCGACGACCUGCACCCGGCCGCCAACGUCGCAAAGAUGUCGCACGGCCACCCGCUCAACGACGAGGACCGCAUCCCCUGGCUUCACCGCAUCCGCGAGACGGCCAUCCUCCUCACCUCGCCUCCCGGCCUCGCCGCCCUCGACCGUCCCUCGCACCCGCCCUCGCCCGACGAGGUCCACUCGGCGCCCCUCUCGCACGAGCUCGCCGGCGCCCUGCAGCACGUCCACCCGGACGCCCUCGCGGCCCGGCUCGAGCGCACCCACGGCCAGGGCAUCACGCGCGAGCGCGCCGCGUGCGUCGUCGCGUGCUCGGCCCUCACCAAGGAGUACCGCAAGCUCCUGAGGGGCGAGGAGGCGAGGUUCCACCUGCCCGACGGGCGCGAGGUCGUGUCCGACUCGCACCUCGAGCCGCACAUCGAGACCUUUUUCGUCUACCUGCACGGCACGCGCGCGCUGCUGCUCAAGCGCAUGGAGGCGCGCGCGGCCCACUUUAUGAAGGCGUCGAUGCUCGACAGCCAGCUCGCGACGCUCGAGCCGCCGCACGAGACGGACGAGGUCAACGUGGCGGUCGUGCGGCUCGGGCAGGGCGAGGACGAGGCCGAGGAGAGGGGCAAGGAGGUCGUGUGCCAGGAUGCGGUCGAGCGGGCGAGGAGGUUUGUCGGCUAGACGGGUUCUCUCGGUGUAGAGGCGGUUGCACAUAGAGUCUGCUGUCGCUGUUGCUCGUC
Rhodotorula graminis WP1 is the source of this 925-nucleotide messenger RNA. RefSeq lists its product as uncharacterized. The coding region runs from base 96 to 866 and encodes 256 amino acids. Gene Ontology annotation, molecular function: gluconokinase activity. The record is from RefSeq and is a predicted model, not a curated record. Gene Ontology annotation, cellular component: cytoplasm. The transcript is spliced from 4 exons. NCBI's taxonomy places the organism in Eukaryota, Fungi, Basidiomycota, Microbotryomycetes, Sporidiobolales, Sporidiobolaceae.